This is a messenger RNA of Kluyveromyces lactis, 2277 nucleotides long. RefSeq names its product Swc3p (gene SWC3). Gene Ontology annotation, cellular component: Swr1 complex. Gene Ontology annotation, molecular function: ATP-dependent H2AZ histone chaperone activity. The coding region runs from base 1 to 2277 and encodes 758 amino acids. The transcript has a single exon. Gene Ontology annotation, biological process: chromatin remodeling. The record is from RefSeq and is a predicted model, not a curated record. Lineage: Eukaryota; Fungi; Ascomycota; Saccharomycetes; Saccharomycetales; Saccharomycetaceae.
AUGUCCAAGAAACGUGGUAGAAGACAUACAGCCAAGGAGGACAGUAAUAGCGAUUAUGAAACUGAUACAUAUGGUUUGGCAGAUGGGGAUGAUAAAUCGCGGCCAUAUUACCUCGUAGAAGACCUUCCCUGCUCUCUAGAGCCCCCACGUUACGAUACCUUCACGUAUCCACUAUCUGUGAAAGAUUCUGCUGUACUUUACAGUUCUUUGUUAAGUAGUAGGAGGACUUGGGUCAAAGGUGAAAUGUUUCAAUUAUAUUGGGCGAAGCAGUAUAUGAACACUAAAGAGAAGGAAGAAUUGAAGAAAGAGGGUAUAGAUCCUGACUCUAUCGACCAGUCUGCAGCAAGAGAAAAAAUGAAUAAGCUAUGCGAUUGCAUGAUGCAAGGCGGACCGCAUCAGUUUCCAAUACGGUUGUUCAUCUUGAAGAACGAUGAAGUUGAAAGGGCAUGGAAUGAAGCUAAGGAAGCAAAGAAGAGAGAUAGGGAAGUACGAAAGAAGCAACAGGAGGAGGAGAAACGGCUAAAGAAAGAGCGUAAACUCCUGAGAAAAAAACUGAAACAAGAGGCGUUAGAGAAAGAGAAAGAGAAAAAUAAAGAUAAGGUCAAGAAGCCGAGAAAGCCUUACAAGAAAAGUGCAAAGAGACUUGAAGCUGAGAGGUUAAAGAAAGAGGAAAAGGCUAAAGCAGCUGCUAAUACUUCAGGAGUUAAAAAAAAAAUAAGUAAAACUAGUAAUGUCAAGAAGAAGAAAAUGAAAGCUGUCGUAAGGCCUAAACCAUACGAAGAACAAGUAAUGAUUUUAAAUUUGAAUAAGAUGGCUAGAAACGACAAGCAAUUGAACGAUUUGAUGAUUAAAGUAGCAGGUGGUCAGGCAAGUCUGGCUGAAAUAACUCAGUUCAAGAAAUAUAUUGAAAAGGCAAAGGCUAUGCCUCCUCCCAGUGGAACUUGGAAGCCAAUGCUUGAAGAAGUUGAAGUGACUGAUGAUGGGGAAUCUGAUGAAGAUGUAAAAGAGCUUGAAGUGACAGAAAAAAGUGAAGAUGUAACACCAACUGAAGUUGCUUUACCAAAGGCUGCAGUUGCUGCUAAAGAAGUUAAAGAUGUUGUGGUAACUCCAAACCUUCCCCCUGGCACCGAAAAUUCUGGAAAUGGUAAACCGCCCUCAUUAGACGAAUCCAACGCUCAAGAAUCAACGGAUGUGAACAAAAACCAGCCAAUACAGAGGCUUAACAUAUCUAAAAAUGUUCAAAGUGUGAAAAACGACAUUACUGAGAAUACAGACUUGGCUUCCAAUGAGCAUAUGAACGAAAAGCAGGUCCAGAAAACUCCUGAAAGUACAACAGAACAUAAACCUGACGAAAAACCAAAGGACGCUGCUAUGAGCAAGAGUAAUGAAAAAAAACCUGAUGAAGAUACGGCACAGGACACCUCUAAAGAUGAUGAAAAUAAAUCGGAUAAAAGCGACAGCGACAGUGACAGUGAUAGUGACAGUGAUAACGAUAGUUCUAGUAGUGAUGAAAGUGAUAAUGAAGACAAUACAAGUCAAACAAAGAACAGCAUAGAUAAUACUGAUGAUGGAGUAACUUCAGAGAAAGCAGAUACUAAUACAGAUGUAUCAAGUGAUAAACCUCCUGAUGACAUCAAAUCCGAAGGAGAGGUCGCUGCUCCUCGCGUAAAAAGAAAGUAUAGGAGACGUUCUAAAGUUAAAACAGAAGAGGAGGAAGAGGAGGAAAAGGCAAUGCAGUUGACAACAUUCCAGCAGAAGUAUUCGAAUGGUGCUGAUAUGGUUUUUGAAUAUGUUGAAAAUGCCAAUGUUCGUUUCCUUCUACCAAAAUAUUCAAUCUUGGAACAAUUGGAAGGUGAAGAAAGCUAUCUUUUAUCCUUUAUUGUGGUUCAUAAUAGGCGAGAAGUUGCACUUUUUACGACUCGCAAACUAAAAGAGCUUAACAAGAAAAAGAACAAAGAAGAUCAUAUCAAACCUGAAGACUAUAACCCAUUUGAGGAUGCUAGAUGUCCCGAUCCAUUAUUUUCAUCUAUUACACUCAAACUAACUGGAAUUCCAAAGAAAUUUUCCAAUAUCAUUCUAAAUAGUUUCCAUCCUCAGGAAAGAGUGCAGCUCUAUAUGAAAUCUAUCAUCGACCGAGGCAGUAGGCUCAGCGGAUACAACCUCUGGUACCAACUUGACGCAUAUGAUGAUAAAGAAUUGGCUGAACGGCUAAGAGUAGGUUUAAAAGAAUAUGAACAGACCUUUAAGAGUAAAAGACAAAAGAAGCAAAUCUUGUGA